Prunus armeniaca (apricot) is the source of this 1470-nucleotide messenger RNA. The record is from the annotation of a GenBank genome assembly. NCBI's taxonomy places the organism in Eukaryota, Viridiplantae, Streptophyta, Magnoliopsida, Rosales, Rosaceae.
AUGGGCUGCUUCCAGUCCAAAACAGCACACCUCCCUUCCCCAGACCAAGACCCUCCUGUCACAGAUCCAGCUAAUGGAGAGGAAUUAGAAGAUGAACAAGCAGUUCCUGCUUUCAAAGAGUUCAGUCUAGCAGAGCUAAGAGCAGCCACCAAUGGGUUCAACUCAGAACUUAUAGUCUCCGAGAGUGGGGAGAAGGCGCCCAAUGUUGUUUACAGAGGCAAGCUUCGCAAUAAUCGAUUGGUGGCCAUUAAACGCUUUUCUAAGCAAUCUUGGCCCGACCCACAUCAAUUUUUGGCGGAGGCUGCCGGGGUUGGCAAGGUUAGGCACAAACGUUUGGUGAAUUUGAUCGGGUGUUGUGCUGAGGGAGAUGAGAGGCUGUUGGUGGCAGAGUACAUGCCUAAUGAUACUCUCUCAAAGCACCUCUUUCACUGGGAGAAACAGCCAUUGCCAUGGGAUAUGCGUGUGAGAGUUGCAUACUAUAUUGCACAAGCCCUUGAUCAUUGCAAUACAGAAAACCGAAAACUGUAUCAUGACUUAAAUGCAUACAGAGUUCUCUUUGAUGAGGAUGGUGACCCGCGGUUGUCUAGCUUUGGUCUGAUAAAAAAUAGCCGAGAUGGAAAAAGCUAUAGCACUAACUUGGCUUAUACUCCACCUGAAUUUUUGCGGACAGGUAGGGUCAUUCCAGAGAGUGUGAUCUACAGUUAUGGAACUGUUCUUCUUGACCUUUUGAGUGGAAAACAUAUCCCUCCUAGCCAUGCACUGGACUUGAUAAGGGGAAAAAAUUUGUUAUUAUUAAUGGAUUCAUCCUUAGAAGGACAAUAUGCCAAUGAAGAUGCAACUGAGUUGGUUGAACUGGCCUCAAAAUGUCUUCAAUAUGAGGCUAAAGAUCGACCAGAGAUCACAUUUCUUCUUUCAGCUGUAGCCCCCCUCCAAAAGCAGACAGAGGUUGCCUCACUUGUUCUAAUGGGUUUAACUAAAACUCCAGUCGUGCUGCCAACCAUGCUUUCUCCCCUUGGAAAGGCUUGUGUACGGAUGGACCUUUCUGCAGUUCAUGAGAUUUUGCUAAAAACUGGUUAUAGAGAUGAAGAGGGUGCAGAAAAUGAACUGUCAUUUCAAGAGUGGACACAACAAGUGCAAGAUAUGUUGAAUACCAAGAAAUUUGGGGAUAUUGCGUUUAGAGACAAGGAUUUUAAAAAUGCUGUGGAGUAUUAUUCAAAGUUGGUUUCCAUGAUGUCUGUUCCUUCGGGUACCGUAUUUGUGAGGCGAGCCCUCGCCUACUUAAUGAAUGGACAGCCAGAAUUAGCUUUGAGAGAUGCCAUGCAAGCUCAGGUGUGCUUGCCCGAGUGGCCAACUGCCUUCUACAUGCAGGCUCUCGCCCUCUCCAAACUGGGAAUGGAAACUGAUGCUCAGGACAUGCUAAACGACGGAGCUUCCUUUGAAGCGAAGAAGCAAAACAGCUGGCGCAAUUAG